Oncorhynchus mykiss (rainbow trout) is the source of this 3376-nucleotide messenger RNA. RefSeq names its product troponin I, slow skeletal muscle. Gene Ontology annotation, cellular component: troponin complex. NCBI's taxonomy places the organism in Eukaryota, Metazoa, Chordata, Actinopteri, Salmoniformes, Salmonidae. The record is from RefSeq and is a predicted model, not a curated record. Gene Ontology annotation, biological process: cardiac muscle contraction; skeletal muscle contraction.
AAUCCAUAAAUCUAUCAUCUCAAAUCAUAAAAUACUUUUUCCUCUCCUCUGUCCUCUGACACUCCUCUCACUCUCUCUGAUUGUCCUCACCUUGAAGGUAACCUGACCGACAGUAGCCAUGUCUGAAGGACCGAAAAAGCCAAAGUAUUCGGCAACACGCCGACUGCUCCUAAAGACCAAACUGCUGAAAAAGGCAGGGAUAAUGCUGGUGGCUGAGUUUGCUGACAAGAAACGUGAAAGAGAGAGUGCUCUGAAUGAGAGAGCCCCACCCCUCAAACUGUCUGGCCUGUCUGUGCAGGAGCUACAGGACCUUUGUAAAGACCUACACAAAAAGAUUGAUAUCGUAGAUGAGGCACGAUAUGACAUGGAAAUCAAAGUGGGGAAAAAUGAUUUAGAGAUUAAGUCGCUGACCCAGAAGGUCGAUGAGAUUAAGGGGUCGAAGAAGCCUACUCUGAAGAGGGUGAAAAAGUCUGCCGCCGACGCCUUGUCGGGAGCCGUGGCCGACACUGGCAAAAUGAAGGCUGACUUCACAUCCGGCCUCAAGAAAGUCAAGAAGGAAGAGGAGAAGAAAGAAGAGGUGACUGACUGGCGUAAAAAUGUGGAUGCCAUGUCUGGCAUGGAGGGCAGAAAGAAGCUGUUUGAUGCUGGAAAAUAAUCAGGGUCAUGUUGUACCACCAUUAAGAGAGAAGUAUGCCAAGACUGUAAGAACCCACAAAGAAGAGAGAGAGGAGGUCAGUUCUAGAUGAGAUGUGAAUUUCAUGUUGUGAUAUGAAAUGAAUUUUAUAAAGAAUCAUGUCAACCAUGUCAAUUUUACGUGUGUGUCCCCUGUUUAAUGUGAUAUGAGAGUUUGCUAGUUCACAGGGAAUAUUGUUGAUAUUAUAUAUUGUAGAUAUGUUAUAGAUAGUUGUGUUAUAAAUUAUGUGUUGAUAUAAUCAGUUAUUUAUGAUGUAUUGGUAGUAUCCCUUAUGUAAAAAACACAUGAUUUCAAGUGGAAAAUCACAUGAUUUCACAUGUGAAAUUUCCACGUUUUGCAGAUGUAAAAGUGGUAUGAACUAUGUGGUUUUCGAACACUUCACAUAUGAGGAUAUUUCACAUUCAAUUUCACAUGGAUUUUCACGUGAUCACAUGAUCUUUCACAUGUGAACCAAUGUGGUUUUGGAACACUUCACAUGUGAUUAUAUUUCACAUGAAGUUUCACAUGUGGAUUCAAAUGUUCACUUGUGUAUAUUUUUCACCUGAGAUUUCACAGGUGAUGAUGCCCUGCAUACAAUAAUUUGUCACAAAAUAGUUGCAGUGUUUUCAACUUACAUAUUUGACACACAUGAUUAUAUUGUGCAUGUUUAUUUCAGUGGAGGUGAGGACGGCUCAUAAUAACAGCUAGAACCAUGGAAACCAUGUGUUUGAUGUUGUUGAUACCUUUCCACCUAUUCUGCUCCAGCCAUUAACACGUGCCCAUCCUCCCCAAGUAUGGUACCACCAACUUCCUGUAUGUUUAUUUAUACAGUAGUUAUUAUUCAACACAACCUUCCUGCCAUGCCACUAUGUCUGUGUCAAUGACUGAUUUCACCUGUAUUCCUACACGCUGGACUUUAAGUUAAUCUUAGCUUUGAAUAAUACACUCAAGAAAAUCUAUUAUAUUUAUCAUAGUGAUUCACCAACAUCAGACAACUAUACAGAAAACCCUCAAGUUGCUGAAAUAAGUCAACUAAAUCAAUGAUGAGAGAAUAGUCAGAUUAAAUGAUAACUAAAAUCUUAGUUAUGCAGGGAUGUAUUACAGGAAAUGAAUGUGUAGGGGGGUUUCUGAGAAUGGUACAGACUUUGUGGUGCAGCAGAAGGAUCAGCGUAGCCCAAUUCCCAGUUGGGGUCAUAUUGAAAAGUCUACUAAGUGAUCAUGUAAAAUGUAAUAAUUUUUCUAUUGGUGAAAGAUUUUUGCACUAUUUCAGCUGAGCAGCGUACCAUUUACCUUAACCCCCACUACCAUUUCAUUACUUCCCUAACAAACAAAACAUGUGAAAGGUGCAGUUUCACAUGUGAAACCAUGUAUGUUACAUUUAGAGUUCAUAAUUUAACACCUACUUUUCACAUGUGACGAGAAUAACAUUUUGUGAAAUUUGCAGAUUCACAUGUGAAAUUUGCAGUUCCACAUAUGAAAAACUUUCACAUGUGAAAAUUAAAUUCAGCAUUUUAAUGUGAAAAACUUUCACAUGUGGAAUUGCAUUUUCAAUGUGAAAAUCGAAUUUGUCACGGUCUUCAUCGUUGACUUCUAUUUUAGGAUAAUAUGAUGAUUUCACUUGCCCGAGGUCAUUCAUUAUCCACCUACAAAACAUUCUCAGUCCACUCCUUAUACGUGUAUGUGGAAUAAGUACAAACUAAGUGUACGGUCAUGUGGUUCACUAGCCUGUUCCGGUUCUGUAUAGCAGAAUGUAUAGCCAACCCUUCUAUUGUUGUCAUGACAUAUGAGGCAAGCUGCAUUGCAUUAAACCUAUAUCUUACUUUACAUUAGUCUUUCCCAUCCCUGGGCCCCCAGUACCCCCAACAGUACACAUGUUUAUUGGGACCCUGGACUAGCACCCCUGAUUCAACGGAUCCUCAAUGAGUUGAAUGAGUUGAAUGAGGUGUGCUUAUCCAGGGUCCCAACAACAAUGUGUUGGGGGUACUGGAGGUCCUGCAUAUGUGAAAUUGCAAGUUCACAUGUAAGAAAUAUUCACAUGUGAACAUUGAAUUUGCAGUUUUACAUGUGAAAAACGUUCAAAUGUUAUCACAGGUGUAGUGUCAUGGCAUCACAUGUUGAAAUUUGCAUCCUCAUGUUGUCACAUUUAUUUAACUUGAGAUCAUGUUUUCACAUGUGAAAUUCAUGUGUUUUUCCGUAAGGGAUUGUAGUUCUGUAGGUGGAUGGAUAACUGUCAAUAUCAUCUGAAUAGAUAUUUCAGGUCAGAGCCAGGAAUGUGAUGAUAUUAACAGUAUCUGUACAGUAUCUGAAAAGUUGUAUAUUUUCAGUUGAUUUAGCAAAAUAAAAAAAGACGAUCGCUACUGAGAGAGUGAAGCCAGGUUAUUUUGAUGUACAGACUUGGUGUAGCCGACACACAUUUCAUUUGACUGAAUAUACAGACUUGCUGUAGGCUACAUUACAUUUGACUGAAUGUACAGACUUGGUGUAGCCUACAUACAUUUAAUUUGACUGAAUAUACAGACUUGCUAUAGGCUACAUUACAUUUGACUGAAUGUACAGACUUGCUGGUGGCUACAUUAAAUUUGACUGAAUAUACAGACUUGGUGUACACACUGCUACAUUUGACUGAAUGGUUUAAAAGUGAUUUAUUUAUUUGAUAUGAAUGUAAAUGCCACUCCACUAUUUAAUAAAUAGAGCUUGAUAGUU